Messenger RNA from Caenorhabditis briggsae, 270 nucleotides. The record is from RefSeq and is a predicted model, not a curated record. The transcript has 2 exons. Lineage: Eukaryota; Metazoa; Nematoda; Chromadorea; Rhabditida; Rhabditidae. Bases 1 to 270 code for a protein of 89 amino acids.
AUGCGAUUUUUAAUUCUGAUCACUUUACUAGUCACCAUUUCUUCCGCGACUCUUCUUCUCCAUCCACGUCGUGAUGGUGUCAUCGGGCAUGACUACGCUUUUGAGCGUAAUUGCUUCUUUUCACCAGCUCAAUGUCUCCUGGGAAACUUCCCUCGUAGAUCCAAAUUGCAACCAGUGCUUCGAUUGUUCGAAGAUAGCUCUCUUGACAGCAUCUACACAAAACUGAUGACUUCUAACAGCAGAUCUUCUUUUUUUGGGUCCAAGAAAUAG